CCCAAUCUUAAAUCAAAUACGACCGUUAAAUCAAAACCUUCACGGUUUUGUUUUGGAUAUAGGAGGAGCCAUGGUGAUCUUAUCUCUCGUCUCUUGUUCCUUCUCCGUUUUCUCACCGCCGACUAAUCUCCGUCUUCAUCUCCCGCCGGUUACAGCUGCUCUCUAUUCUCAUGGAGCCUUCCCUGCUUCUUCUACAUUUCGGUCUGAGCUACGGCCAUUGCUUUUCCGUUGCUUAGAUCGUCGGGAAACUGCUCUUGUUUUCCGAUGUAGUUGCGUUAGUUCUCCGAUUGAAGCUGGAAGUAAAACUGUUGCAGAGUCUCUGUUUUCGUUAUUCCGAGAUAUUGGGUUUAGAGAAGAAGAAACUGAGAUGGUUUUAGAGAAGAACCCAGAUAUAAAGUCGGCAUCUUUGGAUAAAAUCAGUGCUCGUGUUGCUUCUCUUCAAUCUCUGAAAAUCAAUGGCUUUGCGCUUCAGGGGUUGAUAGCAAAGUGCCCUAAUUUAUUGACUUCAGUAGAAUUGGAUCCCGUUAUUAGUUUCUUGGUUGAUGAACUCGAAGGAAGGCUUGAGCCUGAACUAGUUGAGCGCUUACUUGCUGUGGUAGAAACAUCUAUCUUGCUUAGUUUCAUUCAGAAGGUGAGAUUGCUUAUCCUCCAUGGUAUACCAAAAGAAAAGAUCUCUCACGUAUUGAGCAAAGUGUACUUAAAUAAACUGCUGUAUCAGAAAUCAGUUGUAGACAUUGAGAGAUUGAUUAGUUUCUUGGAACCUUUUGGUGGAAUUGGUAUAAUAGCGAGGCGUCCAGUGAUUCUCAACAGUGACUUGGAUAGUCAGUUGAAUCCUAGGGUUGAUUUUAUUAGGGAUCUAAGCGGGGAAGACGAUUUCGCCACUGGAACCGUGCUACGUAGACUCCCUGCUAUAUUGAGUUAUAGUGUUGAGCAUAUGAACAGCCAUGUUGAGUUUCUUAAGUCUUUUGCUGGCUUGACGACUGAACAAGUGUUUAAGAUUGUUCAUGUGUUCCCUAAUGUUAUCAGCACUAGUAAAGAGAGGAAACUGCGGCCGAGGAUAGAGUUUCUGAAGGAAUGUGGCUUUGAUUCCCCUGGCAUGUUCAAAUUCUUGAGCAAAGCACCGUUGUAUCUAGCUUUAUCUGAAGAUAAUCUCUCGCACAAACUCGGGUUUCUGGUGAAGAUUGGAUAUAAGCAUAGAACAAAGGAACUGGCUUUUGCGAUGGGAGCUGUGACCAGAACAAGCUCUGACAAUAUGCAGAGGGUGAUUGGACUGUACUCGAGCUACGGUCUUUCGUUUGAAGACAUUCUAGCUAUGAGCACAAAGCAUCCUCAAGUCCUGCAGUAUAAUUAUAGUUCCUUAGAAGAAAAACUGGAGUAUUUGAUCGAAUACAUGGGGCGUGAAGUCGAAGAGCUUCUUGCAUUCCCUGCAUUUCUUGGGUACAAGCUUGAUAGCAGGAUCAAGCAUAGGUAUGAAGAAAAGUUGAAGAGCAGAGGUGAAAACAUGUCUCUUAACAAGCUUUUGACAGUAUCAGCUGAAAGAUUCUCUAAGGCGGCCAAAGACAUCGAAAUGAUUUGUUUAUGAUUGAGUGACAAAAGUUCAUUAAGAACUUACAACUGAGAGUUUAUAUCACAAUUUUCUCACUUGGAUAUCAUCAACAUUAAUACUUUACAUGCCUUGAUUUAUAGAGUUAAGCUAAGCUUUUGUAUAUUCAUUAAUGUUCGUGCUUGGAUUAGUUUGUGCGUGCGUUAGUCCAUGAAUAAAAUGUAACAUAUAUAGCAUUGUCUCUCU
This is a messenger RNA of Camelina sativa (false flax), 1789 nucleotides long. Its product is annotated as transcription termination factor MTERF8, chloroplastic. Gene Ontology annotation, molecular function: double-stranded DNA binding. Gene Ontology annotation, biological process: regulation of DNA-templated transcription. The record is from RefSeq and is a predicted model, not a curated record. Lineage: Eukaryota; Viridiplantae; Streptophyta; Magnoliopsida; Brassicales; Brassicaceae.